GAUUUUCGCGGCUGCCGGAGGAAGAGGAGAAGGGGUUAAAUGUUAUCUUGUUAAUGUAGGCGCGCACUGUUUCGACUCGGCGACAGUCGUGCGACCAUGAGCACACAGGAACAACCGCAGGAGCAUGCCACAGGGUCGUGGUUGCACCCCAAAAAUGUGCCUGCCAGGGUAGUUUUGGGUUUGCUCUCCUUCACGGGAUUCCUGACCAACUACAUGCUCAGGGUGAACCUGAACAUUGCAAUUGUGUCGAUGACUGGCGGCGGAAACGCGACAGACUCAAACGGCACAUUAAUUAGAGAAGCGGAUUGCCGAGUCAACUUCAGCACGUCGGCCUUUGAUGCAGACACCACACGUGCUCCUAGCGCGGCCGAGUUCGACUGGGACAACUACAAGCAGGGCCUGAUCCACGGCUCGUUUUACUGGGGCUACGUGCUGUCCAUGGUGCCGGGCGGGAUGCUGGCCGACCGCUACGGCGCCAAACUCAUUUACGGCGGCAGCAACCUGGUCUGCAGCCUGAUGGCCUUCUUCGUGCCCUCCGCCGCAAGGUGGAGUCUCAACGCGCUGCUCUUCGUCAGGUUCAGUCAGGGAUUUGCAGCUGGAGCCACGUGGCCGGCGAUGAACGUGAUGGCUAGCAGGUGGAUCCCGCCAAACGAACGCAGCAAAUUCGUUGCGACUUACAUGGGAAAUGCUGUCGGGGUGGCACUGACGUUUCCCCUGUGCGGGAUUUUAAUCGAAGCAUUCGGCUGGGAAUGGGCUUUCCACGUGCCUGCGUUCAUCUGCCUGCUGUGGUGCGUGGCCUGGUGGUAUUGCGUCUUCGACUCUCCUGCACAGCACCCUCGCAUUUCCAGACAAGAGCUCAACUACUUGGAGCAACACGUCGUAAUUUCCAAAAGGAAGUUGAGAGUGCCAGUGGGGGAGAUUCUCAAGUCCACCCCGUUCUGGGCCAUGCUGGUGGCCAACCUAGGCUCGAUGUGGGCUUUCAUGACUGUUACAACGUACGGACCGACUUACUUCAAGAUGGUGUACGACAUCAACGUGAAACAGAACGGCUUCCUAUCCGGUUUGCCAAAUAUCAGUCGCUUCACAGGCUCGCUCUUUUUUUCGUGGCUUUUCGACAAAUUGAUCUCUCUCAAGCACUGUUCCAUCACCUCGGCUCGAAAGGUGUCAAACGCAAUAUCCCAGCUUAUUCCGUCGAUAUUAUUCAUGCUAAUGGGUGCCGUGGGCUGCAAUUAUAAAACGGAGGUGAUCGUCUUGACCGCAGCAAAUCUCCUAGGUGGGGCGUGCUCGUCAGGACCGAUUGUCAACAGCGUCGACUUGGCACCGAACUUUUCAGGCUCAAUCAUGGGUUUCAUGAGUCUGGCUUCGAUGAGCAGUGGAUUUUUGGUGCCGAUGUUUGUUGGAUACAUGAUAGAAAAAGACCAAUCAAUGGAGAGUUGGGCAACCGUAUUUCAAAUAACAGCUGCACUGGGUUUCGCAUCGACCAUAAUAUUUUCAAUAUUUGGUACAGGAAAAGUCCAACCGUGGAAUGAACCAAGAAGAAAUAAAGAAGGAAUUGACAACAACGUUGAGGAAGAGCUCAAAGCUGUGGAGCUGUUGAAGGACGAACACAAAUGACCAAUUUUUUACUUAACUAAGAAUCUCAUAAGUUUUGUCAGUAUAUAGACAUCGAGAGAAUAAAACUCGUUUUUGGCUGCAUUUAAAAUAAAAA
Cloeon dipterum is the source of this 1708-nucleotide messenger RNA. RefSeq names its product sialin-like. Gene Ontology annotation, molecular function: transmembrane transporter activity. Bases 97 to 1614 code for a protein of 505 amino acids. The transcript is spliced from 10 exons. Gene Ontology annotation, cellular component: membrane. The record is from RefSeq and is a predicted model, not a curated record. Gene Ontology annotation, biological process: transmembrane transport; monoatomic anion transport. Lineage: Eukaryota; Metazoa; Arthropoda; Insecta; Ephemeroptera; Baetidae.